Molecule: messenger RNA, 1092 nt
Organism: Seminavis robusta
Lineage: Eukaryota; Bacillariophyta; Bacillariophyceae; Naviculales; Naviculaceae
Source: the annotation of a GenBank genome assembly
AUGCCCUUCAAGAACCUGACAAUCCAGCUGCUACCCUCCCUUGAACUAAAGAACACGUUCAAGCUUCAUUGGAAGCCACUGUUUGCUUUUUUAGAAGAAGCAGUUGCAUUUCCAGCUGGGGGAAUGAACGUGGAUGCUUCAGAGCUGCAAUCAAUAUAUGAUGGAUGCAUAGAACACCUCAAAAACAGAGUUUCCUAUUGCUUCAAGAAGAUACCCGAACCGGAAACGAAAUGGGCCUUGUCAACAUGGGCCAACCGAGUGACCAGAUCUUCGAUUCAAAAGCAUGGAACCAAUACCGACAAACAAAAGUUGGCACCAGCUGCCCCUAGAAACAAAGCAAGACAGAGUGGAAACAAGCGACAGAGGAAGGAAAGCCAAAAUCCACUCUAUGCUCGCCGACAACAGAAGAGAAGAAUCGCCACUCAGAAUACGAGACAAAGCACAAUAACAAAUCUGUUUGGCAACCACAACACACGAACUGAGGAGCCUACCACUGCUCGGCACAAUACCACUGCAGCGACUACCACUACAGCGACGACUACUACAGCGGCGGCAGGGAAUCCGACAGCAACAACAAAUUCAUUUUUGGAGGCAUUUCCGGCCCCAAAACUUACACCGGCCAUGCAGAUGCGAGAUCGACAAAUCGCGAAGCAAAUUGCCGAAGAGCACCAAGCCGAUUUAGAACAACAACGGAAGGAGCAAAGAAGACAGAGGCAAAAUAUUGGUGACAGAGUUAACGAAGAUGGCACUGUUCUUUUUGCGAAUCGCCGAAGAGGAAGCCAAGCUCCCAACCUUGGUGAUAACUCCAGUGUCUCUCGUGCAACCUAUACAAAUUCUCUACUGACACAAGCGUUCGGAGAAGCUGGCAGGUGCGCCAUUGUCGGUUGCUCGCAUCCACAACUGAAAGCCGACCACCAUUGUCAUGGCGGCAAUGAGGCAUCUCUCCAGUUCAGAUGCCGGCGACCAAUCCACAAUCUAUGCGCCCAAGCCAAAGAUUUGUGUUCUGCUCACAAUGAACUCAAUGUCUACUGUUCCUCUAGGUGUAAGCGCCUCACUGAUGGUGCAAUACUUAGCAAACAGCUUGAUAAAUAG